AGAUGAAGUUUGAGAAGAUACUAAAGAGCCUCAUCGAGCAGACCUUGCCCAGUUGGCGUGACAAGUUCUUGUGCUACAAAAUCUUGAAGAAACAGUUGAAACUUAUGUGUUCCGAAGAUGGCCAAAUCGAUCCCAACCAACUCAACCGCUUCCUUAACCUUCUGCAGCAAGAGAUCGAUAAGUUUAACACUUUCUUUAUUGAAAAGGAAGAAGAAUAUGUCAUCAAAGGGAAGGAGUUGCAAGACAGGGUUAUGGAAGCCUUGGAUUUAAACGUAGACUUAAUGUUAGAAAUAGUAGAUUUUCACGGAGAGAUGGUUUUGCUAGAGAACUACAGUACACUCAACUACACAGGUUUGGUGAAGAUAAUAAAGAAGCACGAUAAGAAAACUGGUGCUCUACUUCGCGUGCCUUUUAUCCAAGAUGUGGUGAAGCAGCCCUUCUAUGAAAUUGACGUGAUUAACAAGCUUGUGAAGGACUGUGAGGUACUGAGCAUUCUUUUCACCAAUGGUCUGGGCUCACCGAUGGGCCAAAAUUUUAUGGAAAAUGGUUUUGGCUCCGUCAGUAUCAAUGAAAAUGAAGAGACUGUAAUGCAUGUUCCCGAAGAACUUUCUGACCUAAAAACUAUGAAGAACAUGUAUAUCGAACUGACACUGUCAGCACUGCAUACCUUGGAACAAAUCAGGGGUAGAGGAUCAACUCAGAACAUGUUCUCAUCACCUUCUCCCCAUAACUAG
Molecule: messenger RNA, 734 nt
Organism: Vigna angularis (adzuki bean)
Lineage: Eukaryota; Viridiplantae; Streptophyta; Magnoliopsida; Fabales; Fabaceae
Product: SPX domain-containing protein 2
Exons: 3
Coding region: 3-734 (243 amino acids)
Biological process (GO): cellular response to phosphate starvation
Source: RefSeq, a predicted model, not a curated record